AGAUGGAAGCCACAAUAUCUACACGUCACUGUAGUCUUCAAGUUUUCUCCCCUUUUUAAAGAUUGAUCUAUAUGAAUUCAUUCUGCGACCGAUCAGCAAGAGAAAUAAUUUAUAGCUGAGUAUUAGAGAAGAUGAGUUCUGUGGGUAACAAAGAGAAUGAAGUAUGUAUGGAUGCCUUACUGUUCUCCAGUUCACUGAUGCUCCCGUUGGUCCUCAAAGCAGCCGUGGAGCUUGAUUUAUUCACAAUCAUGGCUAAAGCAGGACCUGGGGCUUACGUUUCGGCUGCCGACAUAGCGUCUCAUUUACCUACCAACAGACCUUCCACACCUUCAAUGGUCGACAGCGUCUUGGGCUUGUUGGCCAGUCAUUCAAUGCUUGCUCACUCCUUGCGGAAGCUUGAAGAUGGCAGAGUCGAGAAACUUUACUCUCUCACACCUUCCUCACAACUCUUUGUUCGUACAAGCGACGACGAGCCCAGCUUAUCCGACGUAGUGGCUUUUGAAUAUCACCCAGCUGUGCUGCAGUGCCGGUUGCAUUUGAAGGAUGCAAUCCUUGAAGAAACUAAUGGUGAUUUUUUCAAGAAAAUUCAUGGAAUGACAAUCUUCGAGUACAUGAGCAAAGAUCCAACUUUCAACAGUGUUUUCAACAAGGCAAUGGCAGCUUUCUCUACAGUUACGAUGAAGGGGAUUCUUGAGGAAUACCAAGGAUUCAAAGGGCUUGGAUCAUUGGUUGACGUUGGUGGCGGAAAUGGCAAAUGCCUACAUAUGAUCACCUCCAAGUAUCCUCAUAUUAAGGGCAUUAAUUAUGAUCUGCUUUAUGUUAUUCAAUCAGCAACAUCUUAUCCUGGUAUUGAACAUGUUGGAGGAGAUAUGUUUUCCAGUGUACCAACAGCAGAUGCAAUUAUGUUAAUGAAUGUACUUCAUGAUUGGGACGAUGAAAAAUGCAUAAAAAUUCUGAAAAAUUGUCACAAGGCGCUGCCAAGGGAUGGGAAAGUGAUUAUUUUAACAUAUAUAUUGCCAGAAGAACCCGAACCAAGCAAGUCUUCUAUGUAUGCUUACAGAAAGGACAAUAUUAUGCGCAUGGAUACUCCAUCUGGGAGAGAAAGGACAGUAAAAGAGCUUCAGAAAUUGUGUGAACAAGCUGGAUUUUCUAACUUUCAAGUUGCAUGCUCUUUCCAAGGUAUACACUCUGUCAUAGAAGCUUAUAAAUAAGGGUUGAAUUGUGAUUAAUCACCUAUAGUAUUUCCUUUGUUAGAAAAAAAUAAAACAAUAAAAUUAUAUAAUCGGAAAUUUAAAUAAUGUUUUAUUGUAUGAUUAGAUAUUUAUAUUAUAACACAUUAGAUACUCAAUGUAAGUGUUGGUUGUAGCAUUGAUUUAAA
Messenger RNA from Mangifera indica (mango), 1378 nucleotides. RefSeq names its product caffeic acid 3-O-methyltransferase-like. The transcript is spliced from 4 exons. Lineage: Eukaryota; Viridiplantae; Streptophyta; Magnoliopsida; Sapindales; Anacardiaceae. The record is from RefSeq and is a predicted model, not a curated record. Bases 132 to 1211 code for a protein of 359 amino acids. Gene Ontology annotation, molecular function: O-methyltransferase activity; protein dimerization activity; S-adenosylmethionine-dependent methyltransferase activity. Gene Ontology annotation, biological process: methylation.